GUAGACUAGAAUGGCAGAGAUCACACGACGUGUCAUUUACUAUACCAUACCUUUGGGCCUAGUCUUGUACUUAAUGUAGUUAAGGCUAGGCCCACAGGUAUGGUGAAUUGUCUCUAGAGAAAAUAUAUUUGUACACGUGGUGUAAUUAUAAAUAUACUACGUAAGCCAUUCGUUUCUAUUAAACAGCAAAGAUUGUAUUAUCGGUAGUUGGUAAGAAUACACCUCCCCGAUUUCACCGAAAUUCGAAAUCCCACGUUGUACUCGGAUCAAUAAACGUCAAUCGAAUUUGAAAGUUUGUUUAAUUUUAAACACAAGUUCCUUGUUGAUUUGUUACGUCACAACCUUUAUCAAUCCUCUUAUCGUGUUUCUUUUCGUAAGCGUAAUAUUAUAUACAACCAAGUUACCAGACGUCGAUAUAAUAAAUCAAAUAUACAUGUUGAAUUAAUAUUUAUAAAAUAUUGGGGAUGGUCGAGCAGUAAAGACACUAACAUGCCAUUCUGAAUGAAUAUCUUACGUUAAGUAUCGUUUCUUACCAUUAAUUGUAUACAUUUAUCGAAUUUAACGUGCAUAAAAAUAAGAUUUUAAGAAAUUUAAAGAAACUAGUCCUCAAAAUAAGCGUUGAAAACACCAGUUUACUAUUCUGUAUUAUCAUUAAAAAGUAAAGUAAAUUUUUAUACAUGUGUAGAGGCAUGUAUAUACUUUUUAACCCUGAAAUCUAUAUAAAUAUUUCCUUAAAUAAAAUAUAAUUAUUUUCAGCUUUACAUAAAUUUCAAACAAAAAAGAAACAAUUAUAAAAUCUAUCGAUAAAAUAUUAUUAAUAGAUAAACUUUAUCAUAAAUAUGAUAAGAUUUUUCGAUAAUUCUUAUAAAUAAGAUAUACAGAGUGAUACAAAUGUCAGAAUACACAAGCAAAGACACCAGUUUAUUGUGCAAUUACAUACAUAUAAAUCACUAAUUAUAAUCUGUAUAAAUGUAAUUUAAUUAAAUUUACAAAAAAGAGCAUUUCUUCCAACCCUGGCAAAACCUGAAAAUGAGUAAGUUAAUUUACCACGAGUGUUUGUGUGACUAGUUUUGAAUCACCCCGUAUAGUUAUUCUCCAACUUUCUCCAUUAGCCUGCGAACGACCAGCAAUACAUCGUUCAGCAUAAGGUGAAAGAUACAAAAGCCAAUUUCAAAGCAAUGAUUGUCUUCGUUGUGAUUUUCUUGUCAAUUCUUUGUUCAGAAAUAUUUGAAAUCUCCGAAUCAAACGGAUCAUCAGCUCGUCGCUUCGAAACAUUGUUCGAGAAGGUCCAAAGCAUCAAUGUUUUUAAAACGAAAAUACUCGAAAGUUAUCACGAAUGGGAUAGACGAUCGGCCGAAACGAUAGGUAUAAUAAAGCAGAUAGAAAAUUCAUUAAAAAUUUUAGAAGCAACAUAUAUUGGUAUGAUAAUAGGAGUAAUAAGUGCCAUCGCUGGAUACAUCUGUUCGAUAUUUGCCAUGAUUUUUUCUAACUACAAAGCUGUAUCUGACACUUUGAAGAGUGUAGGAGACAGUUUGAUAGACCCAGGGGAUAUAACUUUCGCAGGCUCUGCUAUUGUUAAUAGCGUGUUUACAGAAAAGGACUACAAGAAAGCCGAAACAACUUUGAAUACAUUAAUGACACUUACGCAAGAACUGGAAGACGAAAGAAAGAAAUAUUUCAGAUUGGUGAAAGAGUUUGAAACUAUACUGGAUGGGCUAAACGAAAAUGAGCUGAAGGUCCUUCGUAUUUAUUUAGAAAAAAAUGAGCUCGGUAAUGUGAUGAACGACGUCGAUUUAGAUCCCUCCGUUGUGGACAAUAUUCCUCCCAAUAUGCGAGAAAUGGAUCGCUUAAAGAUAAAUGAGGAUGUAAUUAAUAAAAAAAUAUUCGAAUUUAAUCUAAUUCGAAUAAUUUCGGAAGAAAUAAAGAAGGAUCCUGUAAUGGAACAUAUACUGCACAUUAUUUAUGAACGUGAGAAUGGUCAAAAUGCCUUCAACACUCUCCAAACUAUUCCCAGCUUCAAAUUCAUUGCGAAUGGCGUUGACUUAUUUGGCAACAAACUUCACGAUUUAAAGUAUUCACCGUUUCUCGAUGGUAUGUCUAAUGUUUUUUCUCUACUUGAAAAGACCUUGACUCUGACUCAUCUCAUUGCAAAACAGGAGGAAGUCAGUGCUCAAUGUGAAGAAAUUGGGCGCAUUGUUAAACAAUUAGAAGAAUAUAAAUCGGAUAUGAAGGAUAUUUUUAGGAUGACUUUAAAGUGGGAUUGCUUUCACGAGAAUUAACGUUGUAUUGAGAAUGGAAAACGCUACUAUCUUGUGUUGUUUUGGAUCACGAUGGGCUAUGAACCAUGAAACAAUUCACUCGGUGCUAAAGUUAUGACUUGACCAGUGCUUAUGUUUUGCAGCCUAUCACAAGUUAAGCCAGAUUUACAAUUUUGGCAGUGGAAUUGAAAGAAAUCGGUUCAAUGAGUUCGUGUCAAAUCGUGUACAGAAA
Centruroides sculpturatus (bark scorpion) is the source of this 2490-nucleotide messenger RNA. RefSeq lists its product as uncharacterized. Lineage: Eukaryota; Metazoa; Arthropoda; Arachnida; Scorpiones; Buthidae. The record is from RefSeq and is a predicted model, not a curated record. The coding region runs from base 1179 to 2279 and encodes 366 amino acids. The transcript has 4 exons.